This is a messenger RNA of Symbiodinium natans, 627 nucleotides long. The record is from the annotation of a GenBank genome assembly. Lineage: Eukaryota; Dinophyceae; Suessiales; Symbiodiniaceae.
AUGGUGCAUCUGGGCCUCGGUGAAGCUUGGAUCGACCACGUCUUGGAAGUGGACAAGCGCCGGUUCUCGAUGAUUGUGCUGCCGCUGGGAUGGGAGGCAGUGGGAGGAAAGGAUACGAUGAGAUCCAUGGUCGGUGUGGAAUUUGAGACUGAGGGGGAGGAGCACGAAGUGGCAGUGCCUGCCGGCGUGUCGGCGACCUGGGAUGGACUCCUGCAAUGUGUUGGCACCGUACCUGGUCUCGCAGACUAUGUUAUCAGGUAUGGAGAUGACUGCAGGAGGACAGACAUGGCCAGCUUCGUGAGAGGGGAGGAGUUCCUACAGAAGUAUGAGUCCAUCGAACGGGUGGAAAACUGCGGCCUGGAGGAUCCAGUCUAUCUGACCCCUGGCCGUUUUCUGAAGAAGACCGAGCGCACAUUUGUGGACUUCCGCAUUUUGCUGUGGACCUGGUUUGGGGCGAGCCACUGCUUCACGGGGGAUGGCAUCACCCAAGAUGAGAAAGGCAUCAGGGGCAGCUCUGAGUAUUUCAUCCCCAACCUCGCUCUGAAGGAGCUGGUGCGGGACAAGGGUGCUGCCUUGCUUCCGUUGACGGUGCGGCUGUCGAACGGCAAAGACCCAGACGACUCAUGA